Molecule: messenger RNA, 5469 nt
Organism: Osmerus eperlanus (European smelt)
Lineage: Eukaryota; Metazoa; Chordata; Actinopteri; Osmeriformes; Osmeridae
Gene: asic2
Product: acid-sensing (proton-gated) ion channel 2
Exons: 10
Coding region: 1366-3042 (558 amino acids)
Biological process (GO): sodium ion transmembrane transport
Cellular component (GO): plasma membrane
Molecular function (GO): ligand-gated sodium channel activity
Source: RefSeq, a predicted model, not a curated record
GAGGAGGAGGGGGGAGAGCGUCGUGGGGUGGAGCUAGUUCACAAGGUUUGAUUGGCAUAGGGGGAAGACGCGGAGGUGCGUGAGGGCAAGUUGAUGAAUCUCAUUUAGAAAGACCAGUGCUUUUGAGAAGAGGGAAAACAGCACAAAUAUUGGGAUUAGACCCAACGUCGUUUUCCGAGAAAGAAAACGAAGAGGACGAACAGGGGAGAUAAAGGAAGGACAGGAGAGCGAGAGAGAGAGCUUGAUCCUUAGAUUGGACCCUGACAGAACACGCAUCUGCUUCGGUAGUCUGCGGUCGAUUGCAGUGUGAGUGCCCGUGCGUCUCUCUAGGCUGUGAGAGAGGGUGUUUGCGUGUGGCUUUUAGAAGUCUUGGGACUGAGGAGCGCGCGGUCACCAACAGGGCACAACAGUCCUCCCGCCCCCCCCCCCCCAAAAAAAAAGGAAGAAGAAGAGAGAAGGAGAAAAAGGAGAGAGGCGAAGGAGUGACAGAUGGCGAGAGGGGAGGCAUGCAAGUCAAGAAGGUAUAAGUGAGAUUACAGAGAGCGUCGGAGACGAAAACGAACGAGCGAGGUUAACGAACGCAAUUAGGCAUGCAUGGCCGCUCGCUCUGCCGGUGGCAUGGUAACGACCGGGGCCGCUGGCCGCUGCGUGCUGGUGUGUGAGGGUGAGCGGGGUGACGAGGGGAUCGCAGAGCCCAGGUCUGAACAGGCAGCAGCCUCCACAGAGCAGCGUCGACGCAGAGGACCAGUCGCUCCCUGACAGACCCCGGCAAGCGCCCGGCUCCAGCCCUAGAGACUCUUUGCUCCCUGCUCUCUUCCCUUCACCUCCUCUCCCUACGUGCUCUUUCCUAUUUUGGUCACUGCUGCUUAGCUCGUCUCCUCCUCCUCCUCUCCCCCGCCCCCCUCCUUUCGCUUUCACUCCUCCUCUGCUCCUCCCUCCCAAUUCCUCCCCCUCUCCUCCCUCCCUCCCUCCCUCCUUCUCUCUGUCUCUCUCUGUCUCGUUCUGUCACACUAACCGUGUUGGAUGCCGGAGUCGCUCAUACGGAAGCCACCUCGCUCGGAGCAGAUUUGCUUGGCCGCUUUUUUUCUGCCGAGUCGAAUGAGUGGAGUGGUCUCAGGUCAAGCAACCCAAGUUGACUAAGAGGACAGAUACCAGGAGGGGGAUGGCCAAUAAGUAAUAGGGGAGCAAAGCAAGACUCGGGACAACAGCUAACAGAAGACACUGUGCAUGAGUGUGUGUCCUUGCGUGCCUGAGUGUGUGUACGGAGCUCUCAGAGAGGAGUGGGCUGUGCGUGUACUCCUGCGACUGCACAGAGGGGCCGAUAAGCGGGUUGCUCCGCCAGGGAUACCGUGACCCUGGAGCCCCAUGUGGGCCCCAGCCCCUGAGGCCUGGCUGGGAGAUGAAGCCUUCCCCUGGGCUCUAGGAGCGCUGUGGGCAGCCAUGGCUCUGGAGGGGGACUGUCUCCGCCGGGGAUCCCCUGCGGUGGUUAGGAGAGGCACCCUGCGCCCUGCGGUAAGGCCCGGCCUCUCUCAGAUCACCUCCACCCUGCUGGCGAGGACACGUCUGCACGGCCUACGGCAAGUGUGUGUACCCGGUGGCUCCAUCGGCCACAGAACCUUCUGGCUGCUAGCUCUGUGCACCUCCCUGGGCCUGCUCUUGUCCUGGUCCUCCAACCGCCUCCUUCACUGGCUCUCAUUCCCCACUUACACGCGAAUCCACACCGAGUGGGCCAAGGAGCUGCCUUUCCCCACCGUCACCAUCUGCAACAACAACCCCAUCAGACUCUACAAGCUCACCAAGAGCGACCUGUACUUUGCGGGCCACUGGCUGGGCCUGCUGUUGGCCAAUCGGACCGUCCGACCCCUAGUGCUGGACCUGCUUCAGGACGACCACCAGGCCUGGUUCAGGAAGCUCUCCGACUUCAGACUGUUUCUGCCCCCCAGGAACUUUGAAGGCACCAACCUGGAGUUUAUGGACCGUCUGAGCCACCAGCUGGAGGACAUGCUGCUGUCCUGCAAAUACAGAGGGGAGCCCUGCGGGCCCCACAACUUCACCUCCGUGUUCACCAGGUAUGGGAAGUGCUACAUGUUCAACGCGGCAGAGGAGGGCAAGACCCUACGCACCACCAUGAAGGGCGGCACAGGCAACGGCCUGGAGGUCAUGCUGGACAUCCAGCAGGACGAGUACCUCCCUGUGUGGGGCGACACAGAGGAGACAGCGUUUGAAGCUGGGGUGCGGGUGCAGAUCCACAGCCAGGCGGAGCCUCCCUUCAUCCACGAGCUCGGCUUCGGAGUGGCUCCGGGGUUCCAGACUUUCGUGGCCACGCAGGAACAGAGGCUGACUUACCUGCCACCCCCGUGGGGGGAGUGUGAGUCCAGGGCCCUGGACUCUGGCUUCUUCCAGGUGUACAGUGUGACAGCCUGCAGGAUUGACUGCGAGACUCUCUACAUCAUAGAGAACUGCAACUGCAGGAUGGUACACAUGCCUGGCGAUGCUGCAUUCUGCACUCCUGAGCAGUAUAAAGACUGUGCUGAGCCUGCCCUUGCUAAGCUGUCCAUGCUGGAGAGCAGUAAUUGCAUCUGCAGGGCACCAUGCAACAUGACUCGCUACAACAAGGAGCUGUCCAUGGUGAAGAUCCCCAGCAAGACCUCAGCACGCUACCUGGAAAAGAAGUUCAACAGGUCGGAGAAAUACAUCACGGAUAAUAUCCUUGUCUUGGACGUGUUUUUUGAGUCUUUGAACUAUGAGACCAUAGAGCAGAAGAAGGCGUACGAGGUGGCUGGUUUAUUAGGUGAUAUUGGUGGUCAGAUGGGCCUGUUCAUUGGUGCAAGCAUCCUUACCAUCCUGGAGCUGUUUGACUAUGCUUACGAGGUGGUGAAGGACAGACUGCUGGAUCUGCUGAGCAGAGAGGAGGAGGAGGAGAGUCAUGGAGAGGAUGUGAGUUCCUGUGACCCGGUGGGGAACCAUUCAGAGGGCGUCAGCCAUACGGUGUCUAUGCCCCUGCAGACCACCCUGGGCACGCUGGAGGAGAUCGCCUGCUGAGUCCCCCACCCUGCCCCCCCAGCCCCCCAGCACAGAGGGCUUGGAGCUCUGGCCAGAGGGGGGUGCCACCCAGGAACCACGCUUCUCCUAGGCAGGACGGAGAGAGACAGCUGGGAGGGGAAGGCCUGGGUACUGUCUACAAGCCCUGCCUACUGGCCUUCCUGCAGCGGCUAGGCGAGGGAAGGAGCUGUCACAAGAACAGGCUGAGCCUCUUUGGUGUUGUACUGUUAAACCAGGAGGAUCGCAGCCUCCCCUCCUCUCCCCCUCCACGGCUCCCAGAGACCUGUGUGGAGGCACUGGCUCUCCUCACACACACACACACACACAGUACACACACACAUAAACACACACUCUCGCAAUACAGACACAUAGCUUACACAGCAAAACCGUCAGGAUGGGGCCAGCCCUGUACAGGACAUCUGUAAACGCCUCACCAUUAAUCAGUCUGCGCUCUACUGCCAACACUGUUCCGUAGACAGCUGGGAACUGUUCAAACUGCAUGCGCCUCUAUCUUUUGGAUUCGGCCUCUCACUAUCUCUCUUUCUUCAAUGCUGAUGCGUAUGCUGGACUGCAAUGUUGCUUUGCUGUACAUGUACGUGCCAUGUGCCAUAUGCUGUGUGUGUCUCUCUCUCUCUCUCUCUCUCUCUCUCCCUCUCCUCUCUCUCUCUCUCUCUCUCUCUCUCUCUCUCUCUCUCUCUCUGUGUGUGUGUGUGUGAACUGCCCUGCCCUGGACAGGGCAGGCCAAGAACUAGAAAUAGAAUCUGCAGAUUGGAUAUGGUUCUUUAUAUCAGAUUUCAUAUGUGACCUACCGUGUCCAUCUUGUCGAUUCUUUUUUAAGGGUGGCAAAUAAUGUCUUGGAGUGUGACUGUUGGUACUGUUGACAAUACAUAAAGGUUUAACAAUGUAGAUCCAUCCCGUGUAAAUUAGGCUGCAAAAAUGUAUUUAAUUCAUACAAAGUGACUCUUUCAAAGUCAGUAUUUAAUUUUUUUUUUUUAUGUCAGCUUUGAUUACAUCAGUUUGAAUGUAAACAGAUGUAAUGCAGAUUUCCAGGUCACUGAGCUGUUUCAUAAAGAUGUGUUGAACCAGCACUACAUUCUGACGAGAAAUCUGAAAUUCAAUUUAAAUGAAUUAGACUCCAGGUUAUGCCCAGCUAGUCAGGGGGUGUGGAACAUUGUUUUCCUGGAAGAGAACAUGCCUAAGCCAAAUGUCUCUCAUAAUUACCUGACUUGAAGGCCCUCUAGGGCUAACACCUCAUCAUUGGCAAGCACAUCCACUAUCAAAACACACCCCAAACCCAAGCAAGAAACGAAAGGAUCCAUCACGUCAUCUUUUUUAUUUUGUUAUUAUGAAAAUGCUGUGGAUAAUUAGGUGUUGACGUACAUUGAAUUCAGCUGGAACAAUUUUUAAGGUUGUUGUUUUUCCCCAUUGCAGGGUGUAUUGUAUAGUGCUGUAAAAAUUGCUGUUGUGCUCAUAAACGGGUACCAGGCCAAUGAGUGAGUCAUCUCGACAGACGAAUCAGACAGCCUUUCACCAGACAGUAUGAGAUCAGUCAUGGUGUCCCUUAGUAGCCGUGAGUUUAGAGAGGUUUUGAGGAAGGAAAGCAGGCCAUGCAAUGAGCAGCUCACUGGGUUCACUUCCCAAGGAAUCAUGGUUUCAUGUUUAUGCUGAGCCUUUCCGCUCGAUUUUCGACCAUGAAUGCGACAUGACAACCACGUGCAGCGUAUCCAUUAUUCAUCGUAUCAUAUCACGACCCGAUCCACACACUGCCUCUGUUGUCAUGGUAAUGUAGAGAACUGGGUGUGUGAACUGUUGGUUUCUUGUCCUGAGGUUGACCCUGCUGUGUUGAACCUCUCAUCAUGAUGUAUGCCUUACAGCCGGCGUCCAGCCUGGCCUGGGACGAGCUCCGUACAGGUCUGGACUCGUGGGCCGCCGUGAACAUCGCCCUGGGCUGCGUUUCCCGAUAACGAUGGAUCGUAGGAACGAUCGAGUCAAAAACGAAACCAUCGAUAUUUCUUACGUGCGUUUCCCAAACAUGCUCGUAAGGAGUAGGCUAAUCUACGCGCUUUCAAGAGCUACAAAUUUUCAAGGGGACACUUUAGCUACGAUGGCUUUGGGAACGGCCCGUAAAACUAAGAUUCGUCGAACGAUGGAUUCUACGAUCAACUUAGGCUUACGACGCUUUUGGGAGACUCAGCCUAGGGCUGCGUUUCCCGAAAGCGGAGAGCUUGAUAAGAAAUAUUGAUGGUUUAGUUUUUUGCUCGAUCGUUGCUACGAUCGAUCGUUAUCGGGAAAUGCAUCCCUGGUCGUUUGUAUCGCUUUGAUUUUCCAUUGUUCUUUGCAGGGCCGAUUUUUUCGUUUUGUGAUGUUGGCUACAGUAUGUGUUUUUAAUGUGAAACGAUUAAAAAAAACACACGUUAUUUUGGAGCA